ACCUUGGAGUGUUAUCCUCUCAAAGUCUCAGGUUAGAUGGCGCUCCACUAAUAAUGCGCUAUUUCUAAUUGAACAUCUGAUCCAUAGCCAUAUUAGUAAGAAAAGCUGGUAGAAGCAAGAGUUGACUGCUAUAGUGCUUUACUUGUAAACCAACUCUUAUUCUUCUCUAGACUCUAACAAGGAGGAACUUAAUGGCAAGUGUUGUUGCAGAAGCGUUCCUAUCAGCUUUUGUGGAGGUUUUGCUGGAAAAGAUGAUUUCAACCGAGUUUGUGAACUUCAUUCGGAGCAAGAAACUUGACAUUUCACUCUUGGAAAAGCUAAAAUUAACAUUGCUGAGUCUUCAAGCUGUACUGAAUGAUGCUGAAGAGAAACAAAUCACCAAUCCUGCUGUCAAGCAAUGGCUGGGUAACCUGCGAGAUGUUGUCUUUGAAGCUGAUGAUUUGUUAGACAAAAUCAAUACCGAGGCAUUAAGAAGUAAAGUGAAUAAGGUGCGGAACAUUCUUUCUUCUAAUUUCAAACAGUCUUAUGGAUUGGUCAAUUUUGAUAUUCAAAGAUUAUUUGAAAGAUUGGAACACUUUGCACGGAAAGGACACGUGCUUGGAUUGAAAGAAGGUGUUUCUUGCAGUGUUUGGAAUGGAACUCCUACAAGUUCUGUGUUGGAUGAAUCUGCUAUUUAUGGCAGAGAUGGUGACAGAAAAAAACUUCAAGAACUUUUGCUGCAUGCUAGUGAUGAUGGCAACAAAAUAGGAGUGAUUUCCAUUGUGGGAAUGGGAGGCUUGGGUAAAACAACUCUUGCUAAACUUCUUUACAACGAUCCGGAAGUAAAGGAGAAAUUUGAUUUGAAAGGGUGGGCAUAUAUCUCAAAAGAUUUUGAUAUUGUCCGGGUCACUAAAACCCUUCUUGAAUCUGUUACUUUUAAAACAAUUGAUGCCAAUAACAUGAAUACCAUGCAUACGGAAUUUGUCACUUCAAAAAUAACCGACACUGGUGACCUGAAUACUCUACAGGUGCAACUGCAGCAAAGUUUAAUCCAUAAAAGGUUUUUGCUAGUACUGGAUGACAUGUGGGAUGGAAGUUAUGUGGAUUGGAACAAUCUCAAAGACAUCUUUAAUGUUGGGGAAAUGGGAAGUAAGAUCAUCAUCACAACACGAGAUGAAAGAGUUGCACUAGUCACGCAAACCUUUCUUCCUAUCCACUAUUUGGCACCCAUGCAAAGUGAUGAAUGUUGGUCUUUACUUUCAAAACAUGCAUUUGGAGCAAGUAACUACAGGCUCCGGUCCAAUCUAGAAGCAAUUGGGAAAGAAAUUGCCAAAAAAUGUGAUGGUUUACCGUUAGCUGCUGUAGCACUUGGGGGUCUUCUCCGCACCAAACUGUCACAGGAUGACUGGAAUGAUGUACUAAAAAGUAACAUUUGGAAUUUGCCAAAUGUUGGGGUGCAGCAGACUCUUCUAUCUAGCUAUCAUUAUCUUCCGGCUCCUUUAAAAAGAUGUUUUGCUUACUGUUCAAUUUUUCCAAAGAACUCCAUCUUGCAAAAAAAUAUGGUAGUUCAGUUAUGGAUGGCAGAAGGCUUGGUGCAUAAGUCCAAAAGACAGAAAAGUUGGGAAAAAGUAGGAGAAGAAUACUUUGAUGAACUAGUGUCAAGGUCACUGAUACGUCGUCGGUAUAUUGAUGGGGAAGAAUGCUAUGAAAUGCAUGACCUUGUCAAUGAUUUAGCUACAAUGGUUUCAUCUCCAUAUUGCAUCAAGUUAGACGAACAUGAAAUAAAUGAUAAGGUACGUCAUUUGUCAUGCAUUAGAAGGAAAUAUGACUCGUACAGUAAAUUUGAUAAAUUAAAUGGACUUAAAGGUCUACGUACCUUCUUGGUCUUGCCAUUACAAGAACCGGUGUGGUUAAUCUAUUCCAUAUCAGACAGGGUGGUACGCGAAUUAUUGCCAGCGAUGAAACAAUUACGCGUGCUGUCGUUGUCAAACUACAGGAGUAUCACCGAGUUGCCCAAUUCUAUUGGAAAUUUGAUAUGUCUGCGAUACUUAAAUCUCUCUAACACAGCGAUUGAAAGGCUUCCGUCUGUAACAUGCAACCUCUACAAUCUGUUGACCUUGUUGUUGUUUGGUUGUUGGUGUCUUGUUGAAUUGCCUGAGGACAUCGUAAAAUUGGUUAAUCUACGCCACCUUGAUAUCAGAGGUACUCAAUUGAAGGAGAUGCCAGUACAAAUAACCAGACUACAAAAUCUUCAAACUUUGUCUGAUUUUGCUAUUAGCAAUCAUCGUGAUGGAUUGAAGGUUAGAGAGUUGGGAAAAUUUCCGCAUCUAAAGGGAAAUCUUUCCAUCUCAAAUCUACAAAAUAUCACUGACCCCUUUGAUGCUUUUGAAGCAAAUUUGAAGAUGAAAGAACAAAUUGACAACUUGGAACUACAGUGGAUUCUACAUGGCAGCAGUGGCACUACUAGUCAAAGUUCACAAAUUCAAGCACUUGUACUUCAACAACUUCAACCUUCAACAAAUUUGAAGAAUCUCACCAUCAAAGGUUACGGUGGAACAAGCUUUCCGAAUUGGUUGGGUGAUUCAUUAUUUAGCAACAUGGUGUAUCUGCACAUAAGUGGCUGUGAUCAUUGUUCUUUGCUGCCACCGCUUGGACAACUACAUGGUUUGAAAAAACUCAGUAUUGCCAGUAUGAAAUCGGUAAAGAGUCUUGGUUCUGAAUUUUAUGGAAAUAGUAGUUGUCCUUCGUUUCAACCAUUUCCUUCCUUGGAGACUCUGGAAUUUGAAGAGAUGCUCGAGUGGGAGGAAUGGAACUUGACUGAAGCAACGAAGUUUCCCAGUCUGACAAAUCUGUCACUGGAAACAUGUUCUAAACUCAAAGGAAACAUGCCUUGCAACCUUCCUUCGUUAACUACACUUGAGUUAAAGGUGUGUGAUCUGCUUCUGGAGUCAAGGCACUCAGACGAUCAAAUCAUCCAAUCGAUAUGGUCUCCUCUUAAUUCUCUACGGCAGUUGACUUUGGUCGGCUUUCCCUCUCUAAUGUCUUUUCCAAGAGACGGUCUACCCAAAACCUUACAAUCUCUCACCAUCCAUGAUUGUGAAAAUUUAAAAUUCCUUCCUUGUGAAUCCUUGCACAAUUAUUCAUCACUCGAGGACAUAAAUAUAUUUUAUAGUUGUAACUCUGCACAUUUGAUACAUUGAAGGUUUAAAAUAGUCCUUUCUCAUGCAAAUGCUAACAUUAACAUAAGGAACAUGUUAGUAAACUAAAUGCUAUGUAAAUAUUAUCAUGAAAUUCAUGCAUUUAAUUCCUUGAAAUUUAUGCAUUCUAUUUUUAGUUUCUUAUAUGAAUCCACUUAGUGGGAUAAGGCUUGUCGUCGUCGUCGUCGUUAUUGUUGUAUAUGACCCAAUUUUUAAAGGUUUGAUAAGUCAUCAUUGGGGUAGGUCAAUCAUGUAUGAACUCAAAAAGUACUAUAUAAUUGAAGACUCCUUUUGACUUGACUUAAUUUGGUAUUAAAGACUAUUUUAAAAU
Medicago truncatula (barrel medic) is the source of this 3507-nucleotide messenger RNA. RefSeq names its product putative disease resistance RPP13-like protein 1. Lineage: Eukaryota; Viridiplantae; Streptophyta; Magnoliopsida; Fabales; Fabaceae. Gene Ontology annotation, molecular function: ADP binding. The transcript has a single exon. The coding region runs from base 192 to 3179 and encodes 995 amino acids. The record is from RefSeq and is a predicted model, not a curated record.